Molecule: messenger RNA, 458 nt
Organism: Aspergillus saccharolyticus JOP 1030-1
Lineage: Eukaryota; Fungi; Ascomycota; Eurotiomycetes; Eurotiales; Aspergillaceae
Exons: 1
Coding region: 118-405 (95 amino acids)
Source: RefSeq, a predicted model, not a curated record
CUGACGGGUCAGGAUAUCAUUUCCUCUUCAUAUAGAGAACAAAGAUAAUCCAGUUCUCUGGUUCCGGUCGCGCAGCAAAGGAAGUAAAUCAUCCACUGCUCCUUAGCUUGGUUCGUAAUGUCGGAAAGACAUGCAAAUUGCUUGCUUCAUCAUCGAAUCGAUCGGUCAAUAGGGGAAGAGACAGCAGCCAAAGCAGAAUUGAAUGCACCGCAGCUACCGACUAGCCAGUCAGUAGUCUACCCCUCAUGGACCAAAGGCUGGCUCGGGGCUAGCAGGAACUCGACCCGGAGACGAUGGAUGGAUGGAUGGUACUUUACCGUGUGCACACACGGACGCAGGCAGGCAGGCAGGCAGACAGACAGACAGACAGACAGACAGACAGACAGGCAGGCAGACAGUAUUUGACUUUCACUCUUACAGUAAGGGUUACUGACUGCUUUCCUGGUGGCUUAGGCCGC